This is a messenger RNA of Plenodomus lingam JN3, 6423 nucleotides long. NCBI's taxonomy places the organism in Eukaryota, Fungi, Ascomycota, Dothideomycetes, Pleosporales, Leptosphaeriaceae. The record is from RefSeq and is a predicted model, not a curated record.
AUGGCGCCCACUGACCCCCAAUCACCGACCCCUCUCGCCAUAGUUGGCAUGUCAUGCCGCAUGCCCGGCUCCGUCGCCUCCCUCGAUGACUUCUGGGCGCUCCUCUCAAAUGCGCGCGACGGAUACAGAGAAUUUCCCUCCGAGCGUUUUAACUGGAAAGCCUUCUACCAUCCCUCCCAGACGCGGCGGGACGCCAUCAACGUCAAGGAUGGGUAUUUUCUGGAUGGCGAUGUGAGCGCCUUUGACGCCCCAUUUUUUCGCAUGAAUGCGACAGAUGCUACGAGUUUUGAUCCCCAAGGAAGAAUUGUACUCGAAUGCGUCUACGAAGCGCUCGAAAACGCUGGAAUCCCACGAGAAAAGAUUGCAGGUACCAAAGUGGGCGUGUUUUCAACGGCCAACACCUCAGAUUAUACCGUCGAACUCAAAGACAGCAUCAACAGCGUACCAGCGCAGAUUGGUGUCCUGGGCCAUAACUGCAUGAUGGCAAACGUUGUAUCCAACGUAUUCGAUCUCCACGGCCCCAGCGUCAGUGUAGACACGGCAUGCUCGUCUGCUUUUUACGCGCUCCAGCUCGCGGCUCAAAGUCUCCGAUCGGGCGAGACAGAGACGUGCAUUGUUUCGGGAUGUGCACUGAACCUCUCGCCGUGGCGCUGGAAUAUGUUGUCGAAUCUCACCAUGUUGAGUCCGGAUGGUAAGACGCAUGCGCUCGAUCCGAAUGCCGAAUCGGGAUACGCGCGUGGAGAGGGUGGUGCAUGUGUCAUUCUAAAGCCACUCGACUUGGCCCUUCGUGACAACGACAGAAUUCACUGCGUGUUGUCGCAUAUCGGCGUGAACCACAAUGGAAACACCAACGGGUACACCAUGCCGGAUGCAAACCAGCAAACACAGCUUAUGAAAGAGCUGCAGGCGCAAGUUGGAGCCCAGCCAGACGAAUUUGGCUUUGUGGAGGCCCAUGCCCCCGGCACAAGAGUGGGCGACCCGAUCGAGAUUUCAGCCAUUUCGAGAGCGUUCCCAGGUGAGGCGCGGACGGCGGAAGAGCCGCUGAUGGUUGGGUCGGUGAAAGCUAAUGUCGGACAUUUGGAGUCUUCGAGCGGUUUCCCGUCGCUCAUUAAGGCUGCCAUGAUGUUGAACAAGGGCUGCAUUGUACCCAAUCCCAACUUCAAAGAUGAAUCCAUGAACUCGGAAUUGCGCAAAUUGAACAUGGCGGUGCCAUUGUCCACGCAGCCUUGGCCCAAGGACAGGCCCUAUGCCGCCAUCAACAACUACGGAUUUGGAGGAUCCAAUGCCCACUGUAUCGUCAAGAUGGCGCCAAAGCCGGACGUGCCAUCAGCCCAGAAUGGCGGCACAAGUGCCGAAGAGGCUUUUCUGUUCGUCUUGUCAGCCAACGAUGAGGAAGCCCUAUCAAAGACUCGGGAGCGGCUGGUGGAAUUCCUUGAGUCGGACGAGGCAGCCGCAACCGAAAUGAAAGACCUUGCUUACACGCUGGGUCAGCGCCGGUCCCAACUGAGUUGGCGUUCAGCAGUGGUUGCCACCGAAGUGGAUGAUCUUGCCAUCAAGGCUGCCUCCCCUAAGGUUGUACAGCAGCGAGUCCUUCAUCCACCCAAGAUUGCAUUUGCCUUUACAGGACAGGGAGCUCAAAGUUUCGGUAUGGGUCGUGAGCUACUCCAGUACCCAGCUUUUGCUACCUCUUUGGACCAGGCUGCCGCUUGUGUCGAAUCCUUUGGCGCUAGCUUCUCUUUGAAGGAGGAGCUCUAUGCAUCAGAGGCGACAUCCCGUAUCAAUGACGCCGACGUCAGCCAGGUGGCCUCCACCGCCAUCCAGGUAGCUCUCGUGGACCUUUUACGUAGCUGGGGCGUUGAGCCAACUGCAGUAGUAGGGCAUUCGAGCGGUGAAGUGGCUGCUGCGUACGCGGCUGGAAUUGUUUCGCUCCCGGGCGCUAUGCGUAUUGCCUAUGCUCGCGGCCAAAUGGCUACUCGAAUUAGACAAGUGGAUCCAGACUUCAAAGGUGGGAUGAUGGCAGUAAGCGCAGGACUGGAUGAUGUUCUGCCGCUGCUGGACAUUGUCACUGCUGGAACAGUCGUCGUUGCCUGCGAGAAUUCGCACAAGUCGACCACCGUCUCUGGUGAGGAAGCGGCCUUGGAUGAGUUGGAAGAAUUGCUGGAGGAGGAUGGAAUUCCCCACCGACGGCUGGCCGUAGACUUUCCCUACCACUCACCGUUCCUGGAGCCGUUUGUCGACCAAUAUGAGCAAGAAGUCUGCACUACUAAUGAUACUGUUACCCCGUCCACAAGAAAAGUCGAGUUCUUCUCGGCCAUGGCAGGGCGAAGGGUCGAAGCAGCGGCAGUAAAGAAGCCAUCUUACUGGGCUAGCAGUGCUAAGUACCGAGUCCGCUUCACAUCUGCAUUGACGGCGCUCGUGAAGAGCAAGGUUGCACCCGAUGUGAUUAUUGAGGUUGGCCCCACCCCUACACUGACAUGGGCCAUCAAGAGCAUCAUGAAGGUUGUAGGGAAGCAGGUGCCCCACGCGGUCGAGACGCUCCCAUGUCUCCAGCGUGGAGAAAAUUCACGCCUAUCAAUUCUCAAGCUUGCGGGUUCGCUCUAUACCUUGGGCCAUGCUCUUGACCUGCAAAAGGUCAAUCUUACCAAUGACGAGGGUCACGGCUUGCGACCUAAGCUCGUUGACGGCCUCAAGCCAUACCCAUGGACGCGUAAGCGCUACUGGAUCGAGUCCAAGAUACGGGACGAUGCCCUGCAACGGAAGUUUCCACGCCACGAUCUGCUAGGCUACAUCAACACGCGCUCGAGCGACGGCGAAAUGUCAUGGACGAACAACUUUGAAUUAGAGGACAUGCCAUGGUUGCGCGAUCACCAAGUGGGAUCGUCAGUGACGUUCCCUUUGGCUGGCUAUAUAUGCACUGCUUUGGAGGCUAGCAAACAGUGCGCCAUGGCACGCACGAAUAGCGAUGGGAAUGGCCUGCAGUUCACGGUGCGAGAUGUUCAAGUAGUCGAGAAAGUCGUGUUAGAGGAGGGAGUGCGUGUGGAGCUGAUCAGCAAGCUACGCCCGCACCCAAACAGCGACUUUGACGUAUUUGAGCUGUCUACGUGGAAUGAAGAGAAGCAAAGGUGGAGCCAUCAUUGCCGCGCGCUGGUGAAGUGUCAUGGGACGGCCGAGAAGUUCUUUGAUAGCGACAGCGCUGUCGAGAUUGAGCACUGGGAGCAAGUUCGUGAAGGAUGCCACAACCACGUUGGCAGCCCUCUGCUGUAUCAAGGAUCAGCCAAGACAGGACCGCGGCGAACUGGCACUUUCCGCAAUGUACAAAACUUUUCGUACGGCGGAGGCCAGGCAGCAGCAGAAGUGGUGGUAGCGGAUACAGCGUCGGUGAUGCCACACCAGUGGGAGACGACAUAUGUUAUGCACCCCACCACCAUGGAUGGACUGUUGCAGUGUGGAGAAUACAUCCCAUUCGUGGACAAGGAUGUAGCACCCAUGGGCAGUAACAGCAACGUGUGGGUGCCCCAAGCCGUCCAAGAGAUACUGGUUGGAUGUGGAGACGUACAUAGUCCAGGACAAGUGCUGCAAGCCGUAUCACGCAGUGAUGCCGCGAGAUCGAAACGAGGGGGUGAAUAUAGCGUAUCGGCGACAGUAAGAGGGGGCGCAGCUGGGGCACGUGUUGAGGUGCGCGGGUUGUCGCUGAGCGUGGAUGAGAGCAUUGGAGUGCAGUGGCCAGCACCACACUUUGGCUGCUACAAGAUAGAGUGGCAGCCGGCUGGGGAGAUGGCGAACUAUGUCAAUACCGAGUCCAAGUGGCAUAUUCUGCAGGGCAGUGGAGAUGAGGAAGACAUUGCGGGAGCGAUUGCCAAGCAGAUUGGGGGUAAGGUGGUGACCCUUGGCCAGGGGCUGCCCGAAGACGUCAAGCUGUGCAUUGUGGUGGAUGUGGGCGAGGGAUUGCUGGGUGCUAUCGACGGCGAGACAUUUGACCAUGUCAAGCAGACCCUCACGACGUGCGAGGGUGUCUUGUGGGUGACAAAAGGUGCCCUGUACCACGCAACGCAGCCCACGGCGGGUAUGGCUGUAGGGCUCCUUCGCACGAUUCGCAGCGAGAUGCAGGCCGCCGUUGGCUCUCUCGACCUUGAUGGUCGGGUAGUGGGAGAUGUGGAAGGCCAGGCAAAGCUGGUGGCGCGUGUGGCAGCACAUGUGGCCAUGCCCACGUCCAUGUCCGCAACCACCAUGGACCUGGAGUUUAGUGCUGAGGGGACCUCACAGCUGCUGGUGCCACGCAUUGUGCACGACAAUGCCCUGAAUUCGGCCGUGCAUGCGGCAACAGGUGUCGUGGGACCGCGCGACGAGCCGUUUGAACCGUCAACGCGAGGCGCAUUUGGCUUGCAACGGCCAGGCAUGCCCUCGUCGCUUUACCUCCAGCGCAUCGACGAGCCGCCAACGCUCGCCCCCAAUGAGGUUGAGGUUCGAGUGGCGUCGGCUCGGAUCGGGCCGGAAUGUGGCGCCGCCGCGGAGCAACUGACGGGCCGAGAGUUCAGUGGAACGGUGGUGAGGUGUGGCGCAGACGUCAACCGCGUCCAACCUGGAGAUCGUGUCUUUGGCCUCAGCAACGCCUAUGGCGCCUUUGGCACGUUUGCAUGUGCUCCCGAGACGAGCCUCGCCCGUGUGCCAGCUUCGCUGCCCUUCGACGAGGCGGCCACACUGCCACUGUUCGCCGCUGCUCAGUUGGCCCUUGUCGACAUAGGCCGCCUCCGCUCCGGUCAACAGGUAGCCAUCGUCGACUCAGACUCAGCUCUAGGACAGGCCGCUGUGCUUGUUGCUAAGGCUGUUGGCGCUAUCGUCCAUGUUGGUAGCAUUCAUGACCUUCCUCGCGCUACAAUCGACGUGCUGCUCUACCCCAUUCCCAAGACCACUUUCGACUCUGCCGCCAUAUCACGUGCCCUGGCUCCUAUGGCAUGUCUAGUGUAUAUGGGAGGAGAGCUGCGAUCGACCCAAGACCAUGCUCUCCCUCAUCUUCCUGCUGGCUGCAGUUUCGCUGUUGCGUCACUGACUGCUGUCGCUGAUGGCUUGCCGACCCAGACGGCCAAACUGCUCGACACCGUCGUAGAUCUCUUCACCUGUGAGCUACUUCAAGGCCCCUUGCCCGUCGACACUGUUCGAUUAGAGCAGCUGCCCAUGCUUUUGCCCCAGGUAGCUGAUACGGACCCUGUCCCUAAGGUGCUGCUGCCCAUCAAGGACGAGAUCAUCAAGGCAACCCCUCCUCCUCCUGCUCCUGCGAGUUUCGAUCCCGAAGCCGUCUACCUUCUCGUCGGUGGAGGCGGUGGUCUCGGCCGUGAGAUCGCAAAAUGGCUCGCAUUCAACGGUGCCAGGAAGAUCGGUCUGCUGUCCCGCAGCACAACCAUGAGCCCUCAAGUUUGCACUAUGGCUGACCAAGUGGCUGCUUCCGCCGGUGCUGAAGUCUUCUUGCUGCCUUGUGAUGUUACUGACCAACAACAAUUGCAGCGUGUGCUCCAAGAUUGUACAGCUAAUCGAGGUCCAAUCAAAGGUGUCAUCAACGCCGCCAUGGUAUUCAAGGGUGGUGUCUUCACCUCUGUAUCCCAUGACGACUUCACCGCUGUCAUCCAACCCAAAGUCCUUGGCACUUGGAAUUUGCAUUAUGCCCUCAGCAAUGCCUCCUUGGACUUCUUUGUUGUUAUUUCAUCUGUUGCCGGUGUUAUGGGCACCCCCGGCCACUCUGCCUACGCCGCUGCCAACACCUUCCUCGAUUCAUUCGUCAAGUACCGCAACCUUCAGCAGCUGCCUGCGACCUCGCUGGCACUGACAGCCGUCGUCGACGCAGGUUACAUGGCCGAAAAUGCCGCCAAACUGCAAAAGCUCAAAUAUGUCGACGCCUACGAAGGCGAGAUUCUAAUGACCUCUGACGUACUCGCGCUACUCUCCGCUGCCGUCACCAAUCUCACCGGACCCUCGUGUGACAACUUUUGCAUCACCGGCGCUGGCUUUGGCGAUGCUCGGAGACUCCCUUUUUACGCUGCAGACCCCCGCUUUGCCACGCUCGUUGCUCGCCAUGCCGAGGAGCGAAAGCUCAAUCCACCUGCUGCCUCGUCUCCCAGCGGAGGUACCUCUUCGCUUGCCCACAGCCUUGACCAUGCCGCCAAUAGCGCCGAGGCUACGUCUCUUUUGUUGACUGCCGUGCGCGCAAAAGUGGCUGACCUACAGCUUAUUCCUGUCGCCGACAUCAGCGCGAACCAGACUAUUGUCGAAUUGGGUCUGGAUAGUCUUACGGCCAUGGAGCUGUAUAGUUGGAUUGGCAAGGUCUUUCGUAUCAAGUUUCGUGUGCAGGAGUAUGCCAAGUUGGAUACGCUUGAGAAAAUUACCGAGGCUGUGCUGAAGAAGAGGGAGGUAGAGGUUGUGGAGGCGCCGUAA